CUUUGUUCAUUUCAUUCCAUCUCCUAUAUACAAGACAUACAUACCGAUUGAGGAUUGAUUUGGGACGACACUGUUAGCUUGAGCUAGAGAGGUGCUCACAGCUGUGAUAGGAGAGCAUUGACAAUGCCUCCGGCAUCUCUGGCACCGUUGAGGUCACUGACGCUCGCAAGGCUAGUCGGUGCACCCACUGGACCCUUGAGAUUCCCUUACCACCGCGUCCCCGCUUCCAGCAAAGAGCCAUCAUCUCUCUUGGUCCAAUUCCGUCAAAACGUUCGGUUUAACAGUAGUAGCACCAACAGCACACCCAUUCCGGAACCUGUAGUGGUCACGCCCAUCUCGCCAAACUCUCGAUUCAGCCGACGUCAUCCAUUCACUGCGUUUUGCCUUCGACUCGGUAUCUCUUCGGUCCUCGGUGUCGGCCUUAUCGUCGGCUGUAUCCUGCUACAUGACGCUUUCACCUAUUCUGAACGACAUGCCGAUCGUGUCCCUGCCAACCCACUCUCUUUGCAUCCUAGAAGGGGUGGAAAGAAGAACUUGCCAAUUAUCGAAGCGAAUCUCGACGAUGAGCAGGAUGAGGUCACUCGAAGUUUGAAGGAAAAGCCAAGGCUGGUCAUUGUCGGUGGUGGAUGGGGAGCUGUCGCUCUGCUUCAAUCAUUACCGACUCAAUCCUACAACGUCACCUUGAUUUCUCCCCAGACCUACUUUGCUUUCACUCCCCUUCUGCCAUCCGCUUGUGUCGGUACCGUCGAAAUUCGAUCUCUUGUCGAACCUAUACGCAAGCUUGUCGCUCGUGUCCGUGGGCAUUAUCUCAUGGGUGCGGCAGUAGACGUCGACAUGUCGGAACGUUUGCUUGAGAUUGAGGUUUAUGAUGAUGAUAAGCAACAACCGACAAGAUGCUAUGUACCCUACGAUAAACUUGUCAUUGCUGUCGGGUCAAAGUCGAACGAUCAUGGUGUCAAGGGAUUAGAACAUUGCUAUCAGCUCAAAACCGUACCGGAUGCCCAGGCUAUCAGGAGGAAGAUUAUGAGUAACCUUGAGAAGGCUGCUCUGCCCACUACGACACCUGAGGAACGCAAGACCCUGCUGUCAUUUGUUGUCUGCGGUGGUGGACCUACGGGUGUGGAAUUCGCCGCCGAGCUCAGUGACAUGAUGGCCGAGGACGUCUUGAAAUACUACCCUCGCAUCCUGGACAGUGAAAUCUCAGUCAAGGUUAUUCAGAGUCGGGACCAUAUCCUCAAUACGUACUCUGAAAAGAUUUCGGAAUACGCAGAGGCGAGAUUCAAGCGCAACGAUGUCAAUGUGAUUGUGAAUGCUAGGGUACAAGAGAUCACCCCUGACAAAGUGGUCAUUUCGCUCAAAUCUGAAAAGGAGGGAGAGGCUCCAAAGAUUGAGGAGAUCCCCGCUGGAUUCGUUCUCUGGUCAACAGGAAUUGCUAUGCAACCGUUCACUCGUCGUUUGGUCGAGCUGCUGCCGAACCAGUUCCAUUCCAAGGCAGUUCAGGUCGACGCCUUCCAACGUGUAGAAGGAGCACCAAAGGGUACGAUUUAUGCGAUCGGGGAUAGCGCUACUCUUCACGUCGACAUGUUGCAGGAUUUGCUUGAGUUAUGGGAUAGAUACAACAAGAACUCCGAUGACUCGAUCGAUUUUGAGGAGUGGCAAUUGAUGGCUGCAGAGAUCAAGAAACGUCACCCGUUGACGAAGACAUACCUCUCCAAGCUCCAAGGCAUUUUUGAGGAAUAUGACAAGGACCACGACGAAAAGCUCAGUCUUAACGAGGUCGCCGCCAUGUUCCAAGCUCUAGGCAAGAAGGUUACGUCGCUUCCGGCAACUGCUCAGGUUGCCGCUCAACAAGGCAAAUACCUCGGUAAAAUGUUCAAAAAGCUUGCACAGCAAAACCAGACUCUGAGGGAGAAUGGCAUGCCUGAUUUGGACGACGAAGCGUACUAUAAGCCAUUUGACUAUAGACAUCUUGGAAGUCUUGCAUACAUCGGAAACUCGGCUGUGUUCGACUACCAAGGCUGGUCUGUCACCGGAGGAUUAUUAGCCAUGUAUGCUUGGCGAUCGAUUUACUGGUCAGAGCAGACUUCUAUGAGGACUCGCGUGCUCUUGAUGAUCGACUGGAUCAAACGAGGGAUCUUUGGUCGAGAUCUAUCCAAAUUCUAGACCGAUCAAGCGAGCAGGGGUAUCGCCUUUGUAUCAUUCUCCUUUGGCAGUGUACCGAGAGGCACAUGCAACUUAUAGAUCCGA
Messenger RNA from Kockovaella imperatae, 2247 nucleotides. RefSeq lists its product as hypothetical. Bases 124 to 2163 code for a protein of 679 amino acids. The record is from RefSeq and is a predicted model, not a curated record. Gene Ontology annotation, molecular function: NADH dehydrogenase activity; calcium ion binding. Lineage: Eukaryota; Fungi; Basidiomycota; Tremellomycetes; Tremellales; Cuniculitremaceae. The transcript has 13 exons.